AUGAAUGAGUCCAGCAACUGCAAUGUCACAAGUCUAGGACUGUAUCACCAUGUUCGUCUCAUGGAAUUUGUUCUGUAUAACCUCAUUUUCUUUUUUGGAGCACUAUUUAAUGUUCUUGCCCUCUGGGUUUUCUGUAAGAUGAAGAAGUGGACAGAAACCAGGGUGUAUGCAAUCAAUUUAGUCUUUGCAGACUGCUUCGUCGUCUGCACCUUGCCUUUCAUGACUUAUUUUCUCUGGAAUAAAUCAGCUCGAGGUGAGCUCUGCCAGUUUAUAGAGGCAAUGUAUCUUAUCAACAUGGUCAUGAGCAUCUACAUCAUUUCAUUUAUCUCCAUCGACCGAUACAUUGCCAUAAAGUAUCCCCUGAAAGCCAGGACCCUCAGGUCUCCUUCCAAGGCUGCCCUUCUCUGUGGGCUUCUUUGGGUCUCUGUGAUAAUUGGUGUCACCUCAGACUGCCAGCAGAGACAGGCUGCUCUUUGUUUUGAUAGUGAUACCACUGCUCCCACUCUGUCAUUGUUUUGCCUCGGGUUUACUCUGCCGUUAGUAAUCUCGACAAUUUGCUCCACAGUAGCAAUCAGGAACCUUAAGGGACAUCUGAGCACAAACCCAUCAGACAAGAAAUUAAUCCAGAGAGCUGUUCACAUUAUUUAUGCAAAUCUGAUUUCAUUUCUGAUAUGUUUUCUGCCAGCCUACCUUGUGGUACUUGCUAAGUUCAUAAUACAGAGUGUUGGAGCUACCUGUUUCCUGCUCCAAGUUGUGAAGAACUUCUCCUCAGUGACAAGGUGUAUUGCCACAUCCAACUGCUGCCUGGAUAGUGUCUGCUACUAUUUUAUGACAAAGGAGUUCCAUGAAGCUCUUCUACUGCCCAAACCAGCUCUGAAAAAAACAGAUCAAAUCCAACCUUUGCAGACACACACUUGUUAA
Indicator indicator is the source of this 921-nucleotide messenger RNA. RefSeq names its product G-protein coupled receptor 35-like. Lineage: Eukaryota; Metazoa; Chordata; Aves; Piciformes; Indicatoridae. The record is from RefSeq and is a predicted model, not a curated record. Gene Ontology annotation, biological process: positive regulation of Rho protein signal transduction; phospholipase C-activating G protein-coupled receptor signaling pathway. Gene Ontology annotation, cellular component: membrane. Gene Ontology annotation, molecular function: G protein-coupled receptor activity.